This is a messenger RNA of Pseudozyma hubeiensis SY62, 249 nucleotides long. RefSeq lists its product as hypothetical. The transcript has 2 exons. Lineage: Eukaryota; Fungi; Basidiomycota; Ustilaginomycetes; Ustilaginales; Ustilaginaceae. Bases 1 to 249 code for a protein of 82 amino acids. The record is from RefSeq and is a predicted model, not a curated record.
AUGCGCCCUCGCUUAGGCAGCUGUGUGGUUCAAGCCCGAGUUGAAGUUUUCGGGUUCGCGUCGCUUCAGUUCGAGCUGCAUUCCUCCGCCUUCAGCCCAGCCCUUCGUUCCGUUCGGAUGACGCAAGUCGAGCUUCCAAGGUUAGACCGUGGACGCGUGAAAGUGACGCUUUUGAGCCCGAUGGUGCGAAUCGUGGCAUGCAAUCGAGAUACAUCGCUGGUGCAACGCAAUCACACACUGACCUUCUAA